Puccinia triticina is the source of this 207-nucleotide messenger RNA. RefSeq lists its product as uncharacterized. The record is from RefSeq and is a predicted model, not a curated record. The transcript is spliced from 2 exons. Lineage: Eukaryota; Fungi; Basidiomycota; Pucciniomycetes; Pucciniales; Pucciniaceae. Bases 1 to 207 code for a protein of 68 amino acids.
AUGUUGACAAAUCCUAGUGCAGACGCUCCGGGUCCAAGCCCUCCGGCUGCUUUUGGCCCCAACGGCGGGGCGUUCAAUUCUGACAAAGAUGCAGAAUGGAUUGCGCGCCUAUUUGAUCAAUUGGUUCCGCAAUUCCAAGCCGCUGGUGACCGCAUGCAGACUGAUGGUGACGGCACAAACCAACGACCAAUCUGCAGAAAACUCUGA